Dromiciops gliroides (monito del monte) is the source of this 1122-nucleotide messenger RNA. It is a transcript of the gene CERS3, whose product is annotated as ceramide synthase 3. The record is from RefSeq and is a predicted model, not a curated record. Gene Ontology annotation, molecular function: DNA binding; sphingosine N-acyltransferase activity. NCBI's taxonomy places the organism in Eukaryota, Metazoa, Chordata, Mammalia, Microbiotheria, Microbiotheriidae. Gene Ontology annotation, cellular component: membrane. Gene Ontology annotation, biological process: ceramide biosynthetic process.
AUGCUUCAGACAAUUAAAGACUGGUUCUGGUUGGAAGAAUUAUGGCUUCCUCCCACGAUGAAAUGGUCAGAUCUCGAAGAUCAUGAUGGACUUGUCUUUGUAAAACCUUCUCUUUAUAUAACAAUUCCUUGUGCUUUCCUCCUGUUAAUCAUCAGAUACUUUUUUGAAAGGUUUAUUGCCACACCUCUAGCAAAGACUUUGGGCAUACAGAAGAAAAUCCCAAAGAAGAUUCAACAUAAUCCUGUCUUGGAGACGUUUUUCCUCCAAACUGCCAGGCAUCCUUCCCAAAAUGAUUUAUAUGGUCUAGCAAAGAAGUGUAACCAGACUGUACAGCAGGUUGAAAUAUGGUUUAAGAGACGGCGUAGUCAAGAAAGGCCUUGCAGACUAAAGAAAUUCCAAGAAGCUUGCUGGAGAUUUACAUUUUAUUUAUUCUUAACUAUUGCUGGAAUUGGAUUUCUAUAUGAUAAACCUUGGCUCUAUGAUCUGUGGGAGGUUUGGAAUGGCUAUCCAAAGCAGCCAUUGCUACCAUCUCAGUACUGGUACUACAUUUUAGAGAUGAGUUUUUAUUGGUCUCUGCUGUUUAGUCUUGGAUCUGAUAUCAAGAGAAAGGAUUUUCUAGCCCAUGUAAUCCAUCAUCUGGCUGCUUUAAGUUUGAUGUGCUUCUCUUGGUGUACUAAUUAUAUUCGUAGUGGGACAUUGGUGAUGCUUGUCCAUGAUGUUGCUGAUAUUUGGCUUGAGUCUGCUAAAAUGUUUUCUUAUGCUGGAUGGAAGCAAACAUGUAACACUCUAUUUUUCAUCUUUGCUGCUGUGUUCUUUAUUACCCGCCUAAUAAUUUUCCCCUUCUGGAUUUUGUACUGCACAGUGAUUCUACCUCUACAUUACCUUAAGCCUUUCUUUUCAUAUAUUUUCCUCAAUGUGCAACUCUUGAUCCUGCAAGUCCUUCACCUCUACUGGGGCUACUACGUCCCUGAAAUUCUCAGAAAAUAUGUAUUGAGAAAGGAGAUUGAGGAUGUAAGGAGUGAUGACGAAGAAGAGUCUGCUGAAGAGGAUGAACCGGAGUGUUUGAAGAAUGGUCGUGGGACAGGCAGGAAUCCAAUUCCCAAUGGUCAGCCUGGUCAUUAG